AGAUUUACAAGUGUUACCAAUUAUAAACAAAUAAACGAAAUUUUUUUUCUAUUUUAAAAAAAAAUUUCGAAGUCUUUAAAAUGGGAGACAUUGAAAUAAUUCAUGUUACAACUCAAGAAGAAAAGGAAAAAUGCCUUCAAGUGAGAAAAGAAGUAUUCGUUAAAGAACAAAGUUGUCCUAUUGAGGAAGAAAUUGAUGAACAUGACUCAUCAUUAAAUUGUAAUCAUUUUUUAGCACUAAAGAAUACACAACCAAUUGGUACAUUAAGAAUAUACCCUUAUGAUGAUAAUACACCAAAAAUUGCUAAAAUUGGACGAUUAUCAGUUUUAAAAGAGUAUAGAGGAAAAGGGAUAGGAGCUUUAUUAUUAAAUAAAGCAGAAUCAUUUGCUAGAUCACAAUUAGGUUAUGAAAAAUGUAUUCUUCAUGCACAAAAAUAUAAAUCAUCAUGGUAUGAAAACAGAGGAUAUAAGGUGUUGAGCGAUGAAAUUUUUUAUGAAGCUGGGAUAGAACACGUUAAAAUGGGAAAAGAUUUUUAAUUACUAUCAAACUCUGCAAAACGAACUGUUCGAUACUUCGACAUAUCGAACGAUUCGUAAACGGAAUUAUAUAUCGUUAUUAUAUAAAAGAAAAAUCAUUGAUCUGAUGAUAAUCAAUUUUCAUGAUAAUCUGCUACAUGAAACAGUAUAUAAGAAAUUGGCCCAUUACAUGGGUUCCCUGUUGAAUAAUUUUUAGAUGAUAUUUUAUCCGAGGUAGGUUAAAAAUGAAUCCGCUCUAUCUUCUAAAAAAAAAUUCUCUAAGUUGGCUUUCACAAUACGUUAAUAAAUUUGUUAUAGUUUCCAUUUAAUAUUUUUUACUUUUAGCAUUCAAUUAUAUUAUGUUUA
Molecule: messenger RNA, 881 nt
Organism: Rhizophagus irregularis DAOM 181602=DAOM 197198
Lineage: Eukaryota; Fungi; Glomeromycota; Glomeromycetes; Glomerales; Glomeraceae
Molecular function (GO): N-acetyltransferase activity
Source: RefSeq, a predicted model, not a curated record